UACCCAGGGCAUUCUGGGUCGCUCCUAAUUUGGAGCUUUUCGUCACCAGUACUUCUUGGGCGCCUUUCUUCCAAAUUUGGUAUUUGUACAUUUCCCGGGAAAGUCAAAUCUCGCGCGUUGCAUCACUGUCCAUCAAGCUCGAACUCGAAGCUUGCCCUCGCGUUUUUGACGAAAUGUUCGGGGUUUCAGUAGAGCCUUUAACGUAAAAGAUAGGGAUCAAGUUUCGCUUACAGCCUUCUUUGAAGCAUUUCCGAAAGGAUGAUGGUGGAAAAUGAGUGGUGGAAAUCGCAACUCGCACUAGAAAUCCACGACGUUCUUCGUGAAAAGGAAACGAGAUUGCCACCUUUCACUUCGUCCUCGCCUCAGUUGAAGCUCAGGCGUUUUCUCGUGGACUGGCUCGCUGUCUUCUCUGAGAAGAUUAAAAGCUCACAUGGAGUGCUUCAUUUAGCUGUUUAUUACAUGGACUUUUUUAUGGACAAGUUUGAUAUCGACGAACGCCAACUUUAUCUCGUCGCAUUAACGUGUUUGCUGCUGGCAGCCAAGUUUGAAGAAAACGAAGAAAAAAUUCCUACCAUAUCAAUAUUGAAUGGCUAUGUCCAUAAUCUGUUCAGUACAGCAGAAUUCCAUCAAAUGGAACUCCUUCUACUCAACUUUUUCUCCUGGAAUUUAGACUUGCCUACACCUGUACACUUCAUGGAGUAUUAUCUGAUACAUGCAAUUUCAGUGCAGGACUGCCAAUCAGGAAGGAGUCUUGAUGACUGUACUAAACCAAUGGCUUAUACCAGGAAAUAUGUUCAUUAUUUCCUGGAGAUUGCUUUACAAGAUCAUUCUUUCCUGGGGUUUCCUCCUUCAGUAAUAACAUCAGCAGCGGUCGCAGCAUCAAGGCUGCGCCUUCAUCUUUGCCCAUCCUGGACACCCCUUCUAAUCAAGAUAACAUCAUACACAUGGGAACAGAUUGCACCUUGUGUGAACAUCAUGUUAAGGUAGGAGAGGAUUUUAUAUCUUAUAAUAUGAGACAACUUCAUGUUGGAAGAAACUAACUGGACUUAGUAAGAAUUGCCUCCAACAUCUUAUCUGUUGUAUGUUUAAACAUGAUUAUUUUAAAAACUUCUAUUUGAUCUUAAUUUCUGAAUUUUAAUUUUUUUAGUUACAUAGAAUUAAUUUUAUUGUGUACUGUUACUCCAUAUCCUUUUAUCUUGUUAUAUAUUUCACUGAAAAGCCCCAAGGGGACGUGAAAUAAACCUAUGUAUUUAAUUAUCUUGUCACUAAAAGUGUCAUUGGGUGAUUAGCACUCAGUUUCUCCUUAUAUUAGCCAUACAUUAUCUAGCAGUAAGGUAAUGAGAAUUGGAUACAGCAUCAAAAAUGUUUUCCUUUUACCAGCCAACUUCCAAUGCCAACUUUAAAUGAAUUAUGCAGCAACGAGGAAUUCACCUUCCUGAGAAUUAGCUGGACGUAAAAGUCAUUAUGUUAGCUAAGAGCAUUUUUUUUUAUUAACAUUUUUUUAGAGCACAUGAUGCGGAUGAGAAAGCCAUGUCACAGCAGAAAGCAAUAAAUGCCAAAGGGUGAAAUGCCUUUAUGAGAAUAACUGGAAAGAAUAACAAUAGGAAUGGAUGAUAAUGCACAUUAUAAGAUGGACUGAUAUACAUACACAGCUCCUGGUGUGAAAUUUGAAUGUCAACUAGUGAACAAUUAAUUUUAGCACCAAAACCCAGCAUCCUCUACAGUGUGAUCAAUUAAUUUUCAAUUUUACUGAAAAUUACUGAUUCAUACGAAAUGUAGUCUUCAAUGACUUGCACCGGUUAACUAAGAACCGAUAUUACCCUCUCUGAGGCAACUGUAAGUUGAUAUUAACUGAAAUGUAGCCAUGGCACAUCUGUUCCACGUUACGACAACAGCUCUAUCACAGCCAUUGAGCCACUUAUCCUCAAUUUGUUGUACUCGGCAUUUUUGGCCAGUAAUGGUUAAUCUUGUUUUCAGUGUGUUGGUUCCUUCAUACAUUCAUCAUUGGUACAAAGAACAGGAAAAUAAACAUGUAAUAUUUCAAAAUGUUUUGAUUAAAGCAUCAGCUCAAAUUCAUCGCAUUGUUGUUGCAUCCCUCUGAGCACUGAGCAACUUGUACCACAGUAGCAACAAGGCUACAAUUGCCUUUCCAAUUUGUUCUCUUCAUGAGUUUGCAUCCCCACAACAUGAAUAAGACUCCUUGAUUGGCAGUUGCUUGCCAGCAACCAACCUGCUGCCAACAAGCCAGCUGUUCAUACUUGGAUGGUUGUCUUAGCAGGAUCAGCUUCACCAGGAUGGAAAGUAGUGCAAAUGUACAAAACAAACCAAAACCUUUGCAACAUUAUAAAGCUGGGUGUAAAUGCCCAGACUGCAGUAAUAAAUUUUUUUCACAACUGUUGAAGCUGUCUGCAUUGUCACUCUAACAAAAAUUCUUCUUGCAAUAAUAUUAAUAACUCUCAAAGCCAACUUGAAUUUGAUUUUGCCUGCUUGUUAGAAUAUGCAUCACUUUUUCUUCAAACAAAACUUUAUCCUAAGAUGAAAACAGCCUGGCCUAACCUGAAUAAGCAUUCAAAAGAGAACAAAAUUCUAAAAUAAAUUGACAACACAGCCGAAUAAUGUUGCAAAGAUUUUUUUUUUUUUUACAAAGGUUCUAGCAUAUAUAAUUUCAUUUGUCAAAUUUCAGUUUGAUCCUGAUAUAGAGGGCUACUUUGAAGAACACCUUUACUGUCAGUAAUAUAUUUGUCUACUAUAACAUUUUAUCUUUCAAAUCUCUUCAAUGCUCACAGUCACUCUUUCUUCUGCUCCACCAUUAGAUGGCAUUUUGUGCAGAUUACAUUCAUAUUUAAUUUUGUCCUUAGAGGAGAUGAUUUUGGAUGAUUAGUGUGAAUUGUUAAAGAAACAACUUAGUUUACUUUGUUGACACAUUAAGCUAGCUAGGAGUAAAGAUCCCUAGAAACCCACGUUGACUUCCCUCUUGAAACUCUGAAAAGCUAUAUAGCAUCACAAAUAACAAUAUCUAAACUGUAACAAAGACUGUUGAUAUGUUGUAAAUUUAUAGUUUUGUUUUCAUUAGAAAAAUAACACACUUUCGACCCUUAUUUAUGGGCACAACUGAACACUUGGCAGGAAACAGUUGCUAAUUAAGGUGCAACAGAUUCCCUGUAGAAUUGCAUGUAAACGUUCACAAUCUGAGCAGAGCACUUGGCUAGUGAAUAAAAUUU
This is a messenger RNA of Orbicella faveolata, 3221 nucleotides long. RefSeq names its product cyclin-J-like. NCBI's taxonomy places the organism in Eukaryota, Metazoa, Cnidaria, Anthozoa, Scleractinia, Merulinidae. The record is from RefSeq and is a predicted model, not a curated record. Gene Ontology annotation, biological process: mitotic cell cycle phase transition. Gene Ontology annotation, molecular function: cyclin-dependent protein serine/threonine kinase regulator activity.